Molecule: messenger RNA, 1326 nt
Organism: Epithele typhae
Lineage: Eukaryota; Fungi; Basidiomycota; Agaricomycetes; Polyporales; Epitheliaceae
Exons: 4
Coding region: 1-1326 (441 amino acids)
Source: RefSeq, a predicted model, not a curated record
AUGCUUCCGCUCCCCGACCGGAUGUCUCGUCCUUUCGCGACGGACGAUGGCCAUGAUUCCGAUGCAGAGAGCACGAGCAGUCUUCCGACGCUCCAGAGCAUCUCGGACUCGGAGGACGAAGACUCGGAGGACGUCGAAGACGAUGAUGGCUCUAUGCCCUCCAUGGCCACCGUUAGCGACUCGGACGAAUGGGAAGACGAGGAGGGCGGAGACUGGAGCGACGGGAGGGGAUGGCUCCGAGGGUAUUACGUGGCAAGAGAUGUUCCUCCGCCACCGAUGGAUUCCAACCCCUCUGCGAGCAGGAACUUGCCCUUCGACGCCGUCGACGAGCCUUUCUUCAGCUCGCGAGCGCUGUUGGAGAGGGCAAGGGGAGGAUUUUUCGACGUCACGGAUUUCACCUCCCGGCUAACUGCAUUCGACGAGGAUCCAGAACGGGCGAAGAUGUUAAUGGCCGGAAUGGAGGUGGCAUCGGAGGAGCUGGUCAAGCGGUACGAGGUGCUUCGAACAGACGACGGUGAGCCAGCGGACGGGUGCGCAAUCUGUCGGGAAGGUCUGCUCGAAGUCUCCGCGGAUGAACACAAGGCCCAAGCAGUCCUGCAAACAGACUCGGAGCUUCCGUUCCACGUAGAGCCACAGUUGGACUGCAUUCUCGCCUUCCCCUGUGCCGGUAAACAUCUCUUCCACAAGAACUGUCUAUCCCCGUGGCUCUCGAGGAAAACGACUUGCCCAACAUGCCGGUUUGACAUCGACCCUUCUUCGCUCACUUUGCGGUUGUAUCAAGAUGUUCCCGAAGCCGGGCCCUCUCGGCCGGUGUCACGAUCUGGACGUACCUGGAAGCCGCCAAAGGUGGAGACUCUGCUCGAGUGGGUACAAGGGGAAGAACAGGCUCGUGCGAAGGGCGUCCCACGAGAGCGACCGUCAGUCAUAAUGCCCGAAUACGUGUCGCCCGCUCCGCCAGUACACUCACUCCCCGAGUUUGAUCCCUACCGCAAUGUGGGGUUUCUUCCCCCAGCACCCCCUUCUUUCGUGCGAUCGGAUCCCCAUUCCCCUGUCCCCAUCCCGCAAUAUCCUCCUUGGCUAAGGGCGGUACGAAUUAAUCAGAUGGCUCAACCGCACAACGUCGCCGUCGGUUCCCCCAAUACCGUUGCCGAACCUGCAGUUGGCAGCUUCACCUCCUGGUCACACGAGGAGCUUGGCCGAUUGCAUGGAAGUCCCCUUAUGCGCUCUCCACCCGAUGGCGUAUAUGAGCUGGGGGACACUCGAAGCCCCGGCAGGUCCCCUCAGCCGGAUUCUGCGGUUUCCAACCCAGCCGACGACCUGGAUUGA